AUGAUCAAAGUAAAGGUAGAGUUUUUAGGUGGCUUGGACAUCAUCAGCAACCAUGAGAGACAACACAAGUUGACGCUCCCACUUGAAGAAGGCGAUGCCACCAUGAAAGACGUCAUCACUUACAUCUGUAAAGAUAUCAUCACAGACCAGAAGGAUGUGCCUGUAUUCAUCGAGGAUGACACCGUGAGACCAGGGAUCUUGGUGCUUAUCAACGACACCGACUGGGAGUUGGAGGACAAGGAGGAGUAUGUUGUUGAAUCGGGCGAUUUGUUCACCUUCACCAGUACCUUACAUGGAGGUUAA
Yamadazyma tenuis ATCC 10573 is the source of this 303-nucleotide messenger RNA. RefSeq names its product ubiquitin-related modifier (gene URM1). Gene Ontology annotation, cellular component: cytoplasm; nucleus. The record is from RefSeq and is a predicted model, not a curated record. Gene Ontology annotation, biological process: protein urmylation; tRNA thio-modification. Gene Ontology annotation, molecular function: protein tag activity. NCBI's taxonomy places the organism in Eukaryota, Fungi, Ascomycota, Pichiomycetes, Serinales, Debaryomycetaceae.